GAUGUGCAGCUCCGAGAAGGAAGGGGGUGAGAGGGGAGGUGCUGCGGCGGUAGAGGCAGCGGCUUUUGCUGAGCUUCCACGGUCCGGGAGCUCCAGCCAUCUGGUGGGUCGCUGCGAGUCGCCACCCUCAAGGCAUCCGCGGGGUCAGAGGCGAGAGACUCUUCGCUGCCUGAAGUCAUUGUUUGCCAGUCUCGGGAGACUCCCUGGAAAGGUUUUCUGAACAGCAGUAGGAGCAAACAUGAAUGUUGGAGUUGCCCACAGCGAGGUGAAUCCAAAUACCCGUGUAAUGAACAGCCGGGGUAUGUGGCUGACAUAUGCAUUGGGAGUUGGCUUACUUCAUAUUGUCUUACUCAGUAUUCCCUUCUUCAGUGUUCCUGUUGCUUGGACCUUAACAAAUGUUAUACAUAAUCUGGGGAUGUAUGUAUUUUUACAUGCAGUAAAAGGAACACCUUUUGAAACUCCUGACCAGGGUAGAGCAAGGCUCCUAACUCAUUGGGAACAACUAGAUUAUGGAGUACAGUUUACAUCUUCACGGAAGUUUUUCACAAUUUCUCCAAUAAUUCUAUAUUUUCUGGCAAGUUUCUAUACGAAGUAUGAUCGAACUCACUUCAUCUUAAACACAGCUUCUCUCAUGAGUGUGCUAAUUCCCAAAAUGCCACAGCUACAUGGUGUGCGGAUCUUUGGAAUUAAUAAGUAUUGAAAAUUUUUGAAACUGAAGAAAAAUUUUUACAACUACUGAGUUGCCUAUAAGAAAGGAUGGUUAGUAAACUGCACUGCUUCUGUGAUAGCGUGACAUGAGGGGUAUUUACAUUGGAGAGCCAAUUGCUGGUUCUUCAUAUGCUAUUUUGAAGUGCAGAUUUUUACUAGAGGAUGCCUCUGUUUAAUACAUCUGGUAUAUUUCUGAAAAGAGGCUUAAUAGGCAGGCUGGGCAGGCCCAGCUUAUAAGUUAAAGCUAUAAACUAUAAGCUAUAAAGUGAGGGGUUAGUAGAUAAAUCCAAGGAAAUAGAUUUAUAAGAAACUAAGACCAGCUUAGCUUAUAUUGAAUGGGCAUUAUGUUAGGAGAAAAAGAAAUUCCAAUCAUUCAGUCAUGGUCAGUUUAAGCUGGCUUACAUGUAAACCAGAAUCAUCUCUUUACGAGUUUAUAGUAGAUUAUUUUUAAUACCAUAUAUAUUCCUCUUGUGUUAUAUAAGAGGAUGUAUACCCUCUUGUUUUAUACAAGCCAAACCCUACCUUAUGAGUCUACUUUUUUUCGUUUUGCUAGCUCAACAUUGUGUGUUGAUAGAUGAAGUCAUUAACUUACUGAGUUUAUGGAGGUCCACUUUUAUGACUGAUUGAUAAUAGAAGAUAGCCAGGCAUCUUAGAAAUAGCCUCUGAGUCAGCCGCCUAAUUUUGGAACAAAGUAGGUUUGCUGCUUUUGCAGACAUAAGCCUGCUAAACCAAUUAAAAUAAUUUAUUUUACACAGUUAAAGUAUAUGGUAAUUUAAAAGUCUCUGCUUAUUUGAUUGAGCUAUCUAAUUGUUAAAGUCUGCCAUUCUUUAGAAAAGGAAAUAUAAAAUAGAUAACUAUAUAGCCAACGUGUGGUCUGGCAGAAACUGCUUCUCUAGCAGUAGUACCAGAGUAAAUAAUGGAGUAUUUUUUAGCAGUCCUGGAGUAAAAGAUAACUUUGUCUUUUUUAGCCUUCCUAUUCUCAAUCCCCACAUGUUGCCUUUCAUUACACGAGUCUUAGUGUAGAUAACCCAAUGUGAUAGUUACUUCCAAAGCAGCAACCAUACUGAAUUCUUAUGACUUAGAGAAGCAUCUUGUAGUUGCUAACAUUAAUUGCAAGAAAUAACUAUAUACUAUUUUGAGAAAUAUGUCCAACAAACGAACUUCUAAUAUGGGAUAAAACUGAAAAAAUUAGUAACAUUUGUAAACAAAAUUGAAAAGUGUUACAGAGCAACUUAAAAAUCAAUUUGUUUCAAUAAACUGACUUUUGUGGGGUAAUGAUCAUUGUUCUGUAUUUCAAAAGUACUGACUUUAGAAAUCAGUUGUAUGAUAAUGCCUUUGUAUGUUUGUCUUUUCCCGUGUAUUUUUAAAUAACCAGUAAUGUAUACUUCAAUAAAUUUUUUUCUCUUUGGUUUAGGAUUAUUGCAAGAUCUCUCAAAAUUCAGUCGUCAAUAUUAUACUUUUAUUUUUCAAGGGUUUUGUUUUUUUAAGCAACUGAAUUUGUACAAUUAGAGUAGUUAAAAAUAUCCCUUUGUUUUUCUUCAUUUUAAAGUUUAUCUCAAAAGGCUUACAUUUUUUUGCAGAGACUUCAGAGAUAGAAAUCCGGCUCUAAUCCAGGCCUUGUUCUGUUUUCCCCACUCUUCGCCCUUCAGUUUUUAAAAAAAAUACUAUUCAGUAGCUUGGAGGGUCCACUUUGUUGUAGGUAUUGUUUUAGGUAUUGUGGGUAGUUUAUAAACAAGUCCUUUUUCUCAUGUGCUUACAUUCAAGUUGGAGAAUGGAUAAUAAAUGAGUAAAUAAAUACAUAUGAUGAAUAAAUGCCAUGGAAGGAAAAAAGUUAAGCAGGUGAAAGGCAGGAGAGCCUGCCUCAGAAGGGCUUCCCUAUAGAUCUUAACUCAGGUGACGUCACUGAUGGACACAGACCUUACUGAUGUGAAGGAGUAAGCAGUACAAAGAUGUGGAGAAAGAGGUCUCCCAGUAUAAGUAAUGACAUAUUGAGGCAUGAAUGAGGGUGGUGUGUUUGAGGAAAAACAAGACAGCCACUGGGGCUAGAAAGGAGUAAUAAGGAGGAUGAGAUGGUGGCAAAUGAGAUCAGAGAAGUAUGUAGGGGUCAGAUCAUAUAGGGCUUUAGAGACCAAGGUAAUGAGUAAACUUUACGCUAAACUUGACAAAGCCAUUGGAGAGUUUUACACAGAUGAGAGGGAUCUAUUUUUUUUUUUUAAAGGUUAGGGCUAAUGUUGAAAAUAAACUGGAAGGGAAUUGGAAGCAGGAAGAAUAGUUUGGAAACUACUACAGGCAAGAGGUAGCUCAGAUUAGGGAAACAGCCAAUGAAGUGGUGAGAAGUAGUCAGACUUGGGCUAUACUCUGCAAAUACAGCUCACAAAAUGAUGUACUGAAUGCGGGAUGGGGGAGGAAACUAAAAUAACUCCUAAUUUUUUGGCCUUAACGCCUACAUGAAUGGUUGUGUUAAAUACGGAAACUUUCCAAUUUCACAAAUUUGUACAGUUUAAUGUAAAACAAAACAAAACACGUUUUUUUUUUAAAAAUACAAUGACUGUUACUUGGAACAAAAUCAAUUGUUACUCUAUAAUUGCUCCAAAUUUCAAGUCAGGAGAUAUAAUGGCAAUUUCUAAAUAGGCAUGAAUUUAAAAAUGCCAUUCAUUUGUGAGUGCCAUUAUUUCCUGCAGCAGUUAUUAAACUCCACUAGUGGCUUCUAGUUCCAUCAUUUCUUUUCCAUGUGCUUAUUGGAAUUCUGUAAGGAAGAUUUUCCCUUCUCCAUUUAAUUAUUCAGUCAUUUAUAUUAUGGGCUCAUGCAUAUUUUAUUCUUUGGUUUGUAAUCCAAUAUCCUUAUUAAUUUGUUGCUCAAAUUAUCUUCCAGCUUUGGCCAUUGGGAGCCAAAGUUCCCAGUGGAACUUUCCAAGUUUGGCUCCUGUGUCCUUUUGACCUGACCAUCCAUUUUUUAAAAAGCAAACAAACAUAGAACUAUAUUUUUUAGGUUUUUGGCACUAUUGUCUAUUAAACUAUAAAAAUCCUAAGGGGCAUAACAAUAUCUCCUUAACUAAUAUCUGCGUGAAUUAUUAGCCUUAUAGAGCUGUAUGAUGCUACAAGUUGGAAAAGACCCUAGAGGCUAUGUAAUUCAACCUAUCUUACCUUGAAUUUUCAUUAAUGCUAUGCCUCCAUUCAGUUCUGUGUUAGUGCUAAAGAAGGACGACUUAAAAUUUACACGGCUGCAUUUUUGUAAUGGAAUUUAUAGUUUGUUUUACACUGAAACAUAAUCUAAUCCUUAUUCUGUAUAACUCAAUUAUUUAACUUUUAAACUUACCAACAGCACUGAAUAAACAUUACCAGAGACUUCA
This is a messenger RNA of Hipposideros armiger (great roundleaf bat), 4058 nucleotides long. RefSeq names its product ORMDL sphingolipid biosynthesis regulator 1 (gene ORMDL1). The transcript is spliced from 4 exons. The record is from RefSeq and is a predicted model, not a curated record. Gene Ontology annotation, cellular component: endoplasmic reticulum membrane. NCBI's taxonomy places the organism in Eukaryota, Metazoa, Chordata, Mammalia, Chiroptera, Hipposideridae. The coding region runs from base 239 to 700 and encodes 153 amino acids.